CCAGUAGCAGAAAUCGAUGCAUCUUUUCGCGGUCAGAUGAAAAUAAUUCGAGUGUUACCAACGAAUAUCGAAAGCGAGGUAUCAACUCGUCAUGGACAUCGCGUGAUCUGUACGAAGAUGAAAAAGAGAAGCAGAAGAGACUCAUGGCAGGCCGAUCGCAUUAUUCAGAUUAGGGCAUCGACUGAGCCACGCGAGUAUGCGAGUACACGCGUUUCUUUGUAUGCGUAUGCACGUGAAGUGACGGCGCGUCCCGUCUCAUACCGUAGCGGGUCCCGGCGCCCCAGCGUCCGAGCAGAAAAAGGCACAAUAAGACUGAUAGAACUGAAAAACCAAGAGAUUCACGUUGCCGUGUUGGAGGAAGGAAAGAGAGAUGCUCCUUUAAAUCCCAUCAUAAAGACACAUAGCCAGAGGCUCUCAACAUUCUUCAAAAAUGACAUAUUUUUAUCAUAUUUUUCAAUUUUAUAUUUGAAUGAAGACUACUGUAUCAAUGCAACGUUAGAAAAACUAACUGCUUACGUCUUGGCCCUAUGGAACAAGAAAUAAGAGGCGCCAGCCAAAGUUACAGCUUCGUAAUGAUGUAGCUAUCUUGAUUUAACAUACCUCACAAUCUUGUCCGUUAGUACACGCUUAACUUGCUUUACUAGUACGAGCUUUGCCGUUCUUGGCAUAGCUUAACCCAUCUAUAUUUCCUUUACUGCUAAUAAUAAUGAUAGGAUGAGAAGCAAAGAAAAAACGAGAAAGACCAUCGAUUGAAU
Apis florea (little honeybee) is the source of this 755-nucleotide messenger RNA. RefSeq lists its product as uncharacterized. The record is from RefSeq and is a predicted model, not a curated record. Lineage: Eukaryota; Metazoa; Arthropoda; Insecta; Hymenoptera; Apidae.